Messenger RNA from Drosophila bipectinata, 956 nucleotides. RefSeq lists its product as uncharacterized. NCBI's taxonomy places the organism in Eukaryota, Metazoa, Arthropoda, Insecta, Diptera, Drosophilidae. The record is from RefSeq and is a predicted model, not a curated record.
AAUGGUAACAACCAUUAGCUUCAAUUAAGCGUUAACUGAGUAACAGACUGACAGACAGAUUCUGAAGAUAACAGCCGGUACAAACAUAAAAUGCAAUCUGGCAGAAGAUAACUGGGCCUGCACAAUCUGUGUGAUGGCCAUUCGGCAAGUGGCUCCCAGUUGGCCAAGUUCGCUCCAUUACGUUGCCGCAAAUUACAAGCUGCAAGGAAUCCCCGGAGGGCCUUCGAUAAAAGGUGCUGAAAAGACCAUCAACUGCUUAAAAUGUAAUCAGAGUUUCGGCCACGAAAUAGAUACACUCGUACACCCCCAACCCAUAUCUUAUCACUUUGACAUGCGCCCAAGGCUUUGAGAGUGAAUCACGGUCAACGUUUUUGGGCAAAACAACUCAUCCGGUCAAGUGCUGGGUCAUUUAACCCCAGAAUGGAUAGCCUGGGCGCCAUCCUUCUGAUUUUGUUCGUCCUCAGCUUUCUGCUAUUUCUGUUGCGCGUGCUGCUGAUUACCUGUCGCUCCUACACCAUGUCGCAGCGCCUCAAAGGGGAGAACGCCCGUCGCCAAAUGGAAAUUCAAGUCACAAACAACAACUGCAACGGCAGCUCCGGAAGUUCUGGCGGAGCCGAUCCUGCUUGCGGAAAUGCCCAGGAUAUCACAGUUCUACCCAAGACCCUGGAUCUGCCGCCCAGUUAUGAUGAAGCAGCCUUUAGUGACCGAAAGCAGGACAGCACCUUGACCAUUGCCACCUGUCUGGAGGCCAGUAACCCGAAUCUGGCUGCAGGAGGCACCAACGAACCUCCUCCGGUCUACGAGGCAAAUGUAACAACCACGACUACCACCACUUUCUUGGUGAAUGGACAGCCUCCAGUGCUGUAACUCAGUUUUCAAUUUUAAUGUUUUACAUGUAUUGAUUUCUUAUGUAUAAAUAUGUACAGAUGUGAAAUAAUAUAAAGUAAAUACUUAAA